UUUAAUCGACAUAAGAAAGAGAAAGUAAAGAAAGAGAAAUGGAAUCAACAACAAAAGCAAAGAAGGGUGCCGGAGGUAGGAAGGCCGGCGGUCCAAAGGCGAAAUCAGUAACCCGGUCUGUGAAAGCCGGUUUGCAAUUCCCCGUCGGUCGUAUCGGCCGUUUCCUAAAGAAAGGUCGAUAUUCUCAGCGUAUCGGUAGCGGAGCUCCGGUUUACUUGGCUGCUGUUCUUGAAUACCUAGCCGCCGAAGUGUUGGAAUUGGCUGGAAACGCGGCUAGAGAUAACAAGAAGAACAGGAUUAUUCCUAGACAUCUUUUAUUGGCUGUAAGGAAUGAUGAAGAGCUUGGGAAGUUGUUGGCCGGAGUUACAAUUGCUCACGGUGGUGUUCUUCCGAGUAUUAACCCUGUUCUUCUUCCAAAGAAGGUUGAAAAGGCAACUAAAGAACCCAAGUCACCAUCAAAGGCUACUAAGUCACCCAAGAAGUCUGCUUAAUUAGGUUGUUUUCUUUUGUAAUUUAAACCACUGGUUUGGAGAUGUAACUAGGUAUGACCGAUGUUCUUAGGGUUCUUAAUUCGAUUCAAUGGUUAUGGUUCAACUCACUUUUAUUA
Messenger RNA from Impatiens glandulifera, 607 nucleotides. Its product is annotated as histone H2A-like. Gene Ontology annotation, molecular function: DNA binding; structural constituent of chromatin; protein heterodimerization activity. The transcript has 2 exons. Lineage: Eukaryota; Viridiplantae; Streptophyta; Magnoliopsida; Ericales; Balsaminaceae. Gene Ontology annotation, cellular component: nucleosome. Bases 39 to 491 code for a protein of 150 amino acids. The record is from RefSeq and is a predicted model, not a curated record.